AUGGCAAUGUCAAAUUCAUCGAGUGGUGUUGUAAGUGAGGCAGCGCAUCUGCCCAGCCGCCCCAGCUAUAUCAAGCUAGUCUUAGACCAGACCUUGAUCACCGGUCAAGUCCGUGACUAUAGCUACCCAGGCAGCGGGACGACUGAAGACCCAUAUAUGGUGAACUGGCUUCCCGAUGACCCAAAAAAUGGCUUCAACUUGCCUCCAAGUGUAAAGUGGACCAUUGUCUUGAUCUGUGCCUUUAGCACACUAGCCUGCUCUUUGUCCUCGACAGUAUUUGCCGGCGCAAUCAUUCAGAUUGAGGAUUUCUUCCACGUGAAAGAUGAGAUAGCCAUCCUCAGUCUUUCCCUCUAUGUACUGGGCUUCGCCCUUGGUCCCGUUCUUUGGGGCCCACUCUCUGAAAUCUACGGUCGUCAAUCCAUCUACCUUGUCACCAUGGGCGCUUCGGUCUUGUUUGAGGGCGUGGCCACUGCUAGCAAGCCCGAUCAAGUGGCUGCAUUAAUUGUCCUUCGUUUUUUGGUGGGUUCCUUCAGCUCGGCCGCCAUUUCCAACUCGCCUGGUGUGGUCGCCGACAUCUUCGCACCGGCGGAGCGUGGACUCGCCGUCAUGGUAUACUCCAUGUUCCCUUUCCUUGGUCCGACCCUGGGCCCCGUCUGCGGCAACUUCCUUGCAGCUGGUGCCGGAUGGCGAUGGGUUAAUGUGCUAUGUACUGUCUUCUUCGCCUUGAUGUUUGUCCUCGGUCUGGUCUUUAUGUCUGAGACUUACGCGCCCUAUAUCCUACGACGCCGUGCCACGAUAAUGAGUAAGGAGACCGGCAAAAUUUAUGUCAGCAAACUCGACAUCGGCCUCCCGCCCAAGACUCUCAGCAUCACCUUGAGCACGGCUAUCACGAGGCCUCUCGUUAUGGCGGUAUGGGAACCAAUAUCGACUGUCAUGGCUAUGUAUGCUGCCAUCAUAUAUGGGAUUCUCUACCUUAUUUUCGCUGCCUUCCCUAUUAUUUUCAUUUCUGAACGCCACUGGAGCCAAGGUGUGUCGGGCUUAUCCUAUAUUGGCAUCAUGAUCGGUCAAAUUCUCGCUGUUCCAUUCUAUAUUGUCCUUGAGGUCAAGUACCGCAAGAAUAUCGCCCGCCCGGGUGUUGUGCCGACCCCUGAGAUGCGCCUCGAGCCGGCCUUCUAUGGUGCUGUGAUGCUCCCUGUCAGCCUGUUUUGGUUCGCGUGGACAUCAUUCACUAGUAUUCACUGGGCCGUGGGCCUGGUUGGAACUAUUUUCUUUGGAUUAGGCAAUGUCCUUGUCUUCAUCUCCAUGACAAACUACCUUAUUGAUACAUAUAGCCUGUUUGCUGCUACAGCAGCGGCUACUAAUGCCAUGGCUCGCGCCCUCUUUGGCUUUGCAUUCCCUCUUUUCACCACGUACAUGUACAAUAAUCUCGGAACACAGUGGGCUUCGUCUAUCCCUGCUUUCCUAUCUUUGGCAUUUACGCCUCUGCCCUUUAUCUUCCACCGAGUUGGCCCGAAACUGCGCGCUAAUUCCAAGUUUGCCAAUGAGGCCAAGAGACAACUAGCAAAGAUGCAGGAAGUACGCCAGAACGUGGAGAAACGAUUUGAAGAGAAGCAAUCCGGCUAUAACACAAUGUCCUCUCACACAGAGGCAGCUGUCGACCCUGAGAGGGUCGCCGGUACCAUCCCCACAAAGUCAAGAGUCACCGCCGUCGACCAUUCAGACUCCGGCUCCAACUAA
Molecule: messenger RNA, 1737 nt
Organism: Penicillium expansum
Lineage: Eukaryota; Fungi; Ascomycota; Eurotiomycetes; Eurotiales; Aspergillaceae
Product: MFS transporter
Exons: 2
Coding region: 1-1737 (578 amino acids)
Biological process (GO): transmembrane transport
Molecular function (GO): transmembrane transporter activity
Source: RefSeq, a predicted model, not a curated record